Salvia hispanica is the source of this 1850-nucleotide messenger RNA. Its product is annotated as 3-oxoacyl-[acyl-carrier-protein] synthase I, chloroplastic-like. Gene Ontology annotation, biological process: fatty acid biosynthetic process. The record is from RefSeq and is a predicted model, not a curated record. Gene Ontology annotation, cellular component: mitochondrion. Gene Ontology annotation, molecular function: 3-oxoacyl-[acyl-carrier-protein] synthase activity. Lineage: Eukaryota; Viridiplantae; Streptophyta; Magnoliopsida; Lamiales; Lamiaceae.
AUGGCUACCAUUGCUGUUGCUUCAUCUUCCUCUGGUUUGCUCUUUAACAAGAGCAAAGAAACAUCACCAAGAAAUGGGGCCUCAUUGUUUCAUUACAACGGCCUUAAAGCGGUUGAAGCUAAGCAGUUUGAGGCUAAAGGAUCCAUCUCCACUUCUGUGAGGAGCAAAACAAUCAAGGCAAUGGGUGGUCCAGCAGUUUCAGCUCCAAAGAGGGAAACAGAUCCUAAAAAGAGGGUUGUGAUAACAGGAAUGGGGCUUGUUUCGGUUUUUGGCAGUGAUAUCGACAUAUUCUACGACAAGCUCCUUGAUGGAGUAAGUGGCAUCACUCCCAUAGACAGAUUUGAUGCUUCAGAAUACUCUGUGAGGUUUGCAGGGCAGAUACGCGAUUUCUCUUCCACGGGCUACAUUGAUGGCAAGAACGAUCGCCGCCUGGAUGACUGCUGGAGAUACUGCUUGGUUGCUGGAAAAAGAGCCCUUGAUGAUGCUUCCCUUUCUAAACCAGUUCUUGACACUAUGGACAAGACGCGUAUAGGUGUGCUGGUGGGCUCGGGGAUGGGAGGCAUCACAGCUUUCAGCAGUGGCGUGGAGGCCUUGGUGCAGAAGGGAUACAAGAAAAUAACACCAUUCUUCAUUCCCUAUUCGAUCACGAACAUGGGGUCUGCAUUGUUGGCUAUCGACACUGGCCUAAUGGGGCCAAACUACUCAAUCUCAACUGCUUGUGCAACGGCAAACUACUGUUUUUUCUCUGCAGCAAACCAUAUCAGAAGAGGUGAUGCUGAUAUCAUGGUGGCCGGGGGCACAGAGGCUGCGGUCACUCCUACUGGAGUGGGAGGUUUCAUAGCCUGCAGAGCCUUGUCUCAGAGAAAUGCUGACCCUCAGAAGGCCUCCAGGCCAUGGGACAAGAACCGGGAUGGUUUUGUCAUUGGUGAAGGUGCCGGUGUGCUGGUUAUGGAGAGCUUGGAGCACGCGUUGAAACGGGGGGCCAACAUCAUUGCUGAGUACUUGGGAGGUGCGGUCACCUGCGACGCUCAUCACAUGACCGAUCCUCGUGCAGAUGGGCUCGGAGUCUCGACCUGCAUAGCCAUGAGUUUGGAGGAUGCAGGGGUGUCCCCUGAAGAGGUAAACUAUAUCAAUGCUCAUGCAACAUCAACACUUGCUGGAGAUUUAGCUGAGGUUAAUGCAAUCAAGAAGGUGUUCAAAGAUACAUCAGAGAUAAAGAUGAAUGGUACCAAGUCGAUGACCGGGCAUGGCCUUGGAGCUGCCGGUGGACUAGAAGCAAUCGCGACGAUUAAAGCAAUCAACACUGGCUGGUUACAUCCAACACUCAACCAAAAUGACUUGGAAGGUGAUGUCACGAUCGACACGGUCCCCAACGUGAAGAAACGACACCAAGUUAACGUUGCCAUAUCUAACUCAUUUGGCUUCGGUGGGCACAACUCCGUGGUCGUGUUUGCUCCAUACAACCCUUGAUGAACGCGGUAGAAGUAGCACGCCUUGGUGCACAUUCAUUAUCUAUCAAUGAAUAAGAUUGUAACACAUGAUGUACGCAGUUGGUUUUGGUUUCUUCACUGUUUUUUCAAGUGCAGUCAAAUGUUGAAGGGGACAGGAUGAUACAAAUUUUGUUCCUACUAAAUCGAAACGUUGCUUUCGUGGUUGGAUUUUGGGCAUUAGAAUGUGAUCAAGAAUGUUAGUUGAAGCACCCCUUUGUGUUUUCUUGUUCAUAGUUUGCUGUAUUUGAAUUUUCCAAGUGGGAGAAAAAAUGGUGAAUGGAAAAUGAAAUGUAGGGAUGUGACAAGAUUGGGUGUUUUGAAUAUCAUAGAAUCCUGCUUUUGGCAUAUGUUUCAAUUAUG